Molecule: messenger RNA, 1200 nt
Organism: Trichoderma reesei QM6a
Lineage: Eukaryota; Fungi; Ascomycota; Sordariomycetes; Hypocreales; Hypocreaceae
Exons: 1
Coding region: 1-1200 (399 amino acids)
Source: RefSeq, a predicted model, not a curated record
AUGUCCUCAGGCGACGGUCGUGCGCCGGCCUGGAAGCGACUGGGCCUGAAGCUCAAGCAGAGCUCAGGCCCCGAAGCAGCAAACGAAACCCUGCAGGUUGGGCAUCCAAGCAGCAGUAGCAGCAGGACCCAGCAGUCGACGCCGUUCAAGCGGAAGCCCGAGGCCCCGCCGGCAGGCGAACGCCUGUCGGCGCUGAAAAGGUCGCGGAACGAAUCGCAUGCUGCGGCGCCCAGCCCUCAGCUGAACAGGAAGAAGUCCGUCUCGUUCGGCGAGACGCCCACCAAGAGCGGCGCCGACACCCAGAAGCCCGCCGGCAACAAGCCGCCGCCGAAGAAGGCCAAGGUGCCUGGGAAGAAGCAAGCUCCUGCUCCUCCUCCUUCCGACAUCAAGCCAGCGCUGGAGUACCUCAACCAGUGGAACACGGCUCGAGACUCGUGGAAGUUCAACAAGAACCACCAAUCGACGCUCAUCAAGUUCGCCUUCGACCCUACUCUUUUUCCCUCCGCCAACAUUGAUACCUUUUACGCAUACAUCCGCGAUCUCAAGGGCUUCGUCCGCACGAGACUACAAGAAACCGCCAUGGAACUGAGGACAAAGGACAGCACAGCAGGAGCCGCUGGCUUCCCGGAAGGCUCAGUAAACCUCCCGGAGAAGCAGCUGAGAUACGACCAAGUGCUGGCUCAGGUGCUGCACUCGCAGGCAGGGCGGAAGCGGAAAACCUUUGACGAGGCGGAGUACCGGAGCUCGUCGCAAGACGUGGAGGAUGUCAUCAUGCGUGUGAUUAAGCGCAUGCGUGCAGAGCUAGUGCUGGAUCAGUUGUCAGACAGCGAGGAGACGGACGCAAGCACCACCACGACGGCGACGGCUUCUUCCGGCAAGGCCAGCAUUGGCGAUAGCGACAGCAGUAAGACCACCGAGGGCGACGCCAAGGUGAAGCUGAGCGAAGGUGUGGGCAAGAGGCGGAGAAAACUACGUACCAAUGUCGAUGACAGCAGCAGCUCCUCUGAGUCAGACAGCGAUUCAGACUCGAGCAGCAGUUCCUCAGACGAUGAUUCAGACGACGAUGAUAAUGAUGGGGAAAAGAAUGACGAUGACGGCAACGAGUCCUCCAGCAGCUCGUCUUCGUCUUCAUCCUCGUCUUCGUCUGAUACGGAGGAAGAGUCUGGCUCGGACGACGAGAGCUCGAGCGACGAAGAAUAG